Messenger RNA from Eremothecium gossypii ATCC 10895, 804 nucleotides. It is a transcript of the gene VTA1, whose product is annotated as Vta1p. NCBI's taxonomy places the organism in Eukaryota, Fungi, Ascomycota, Saccharomycetes, Saccharomycetales, Saccharomycetaceae. Gene Ontology annotation, cellular component: multivesicular body. The transcript has a single exon. Gene Ontology annotation, biological process: late endosome to vacuole transport via multivesicular body sorting pathway. The record is from RefSeq and is marked provisional. Bases 1 to 804 code for a protein of 267 amino acids.
AUGGGGCAGCUAAGGCCUGUCAACUUAGAGCGGCUGCAGGCUUGGUGCCGUGAGUUGGAAGAAUCGGCGCCUGCGGUGGCGUACUACAUGAAGCUCUAUACAGUAGAGCGAAUCCUGUCGCAGGGGGACGGAGCGCGACGCGACGUGGCAGCAGCGCUGCUAGACGAGGUGGAGCGAUUCAAGGAGGCAGCGCAGGGUGCGAACGGGGAUGAGGGCAUGGCGACGGUGGUGCGCGACCAGACGGCGGCGAAGGCACUGGUGCUGCACUUUGCUCUCCACGCGCAUAACAGCGUGCUGGAGCGUUUGAGUGCGGGGGACAGUGGGCGCGCGGUGGCGCGGGCGCUGUGGUGCUGCGUGGACUUGCUGGAGGCGGUUGUGCAUCUCUGGGGCGGGCGGGAGUUGAUGGCAGAGGAGCAACGCGAGUGCGAGCGGCGCGUGAAGCGCGCGAAGUGGGCGCUGGCGCGUGGGACAGCGCGGCCUGCAGGCGCGGCUCGGGACGAAGAGGACGCGAGGGACGCGGGUGACGCGGUGGCAAGCGCAGGGGACGCGGGGGAAAGCGUAGGGGACGCGGCUGAGAAGGCCGCGGCGGCCGCAGCUCCGCCGGCGCCGCAGCCGCCGAGUGUACGCGAGCCGUCUCCGCCGCACGCCACGGCGCCAGACUACGAGGCGCUGCUGAACCGCGAACAGCAGCUUGAGCAGGCGAACAAGCACGCGCGUUACGCGAUCAGCGCGAUCAACUACGAGGACUUGACGACCGCACGACGGGAGCUCGCGGCCGCGCUGGCCACUUUGGAGAAUAUGUAG